Messenger RNA from Hevea brasiliensis (rubber tree), 746 nucleotides. RefSeq lists its product as uncharacterized. NCBI's taxonomy places the organism in Eukaryota, Viridiplantae, Streptophyta, Magnoliopsida, Malpighiales, Euphorbiaceae. The record is from RefSeq and is a predicted model, not a curated record. Bases 154 to 585 code for a protein of 143 amino acids. The transcript is spliced from 3 exons.
CCUGUCAAUAAUGGAAUUUAUAUCCAAACUUGAAAACUUGUAAUCUUUUCCAUUAUUCUAUUCCUGCCAAGCCAAACAUUCCCACCAAAGAUCAUACGAGCCUUUUUUUUAAUUCCAUUUCUUUCUUCUUCUCCUUCUUGUUGCAUAUGAUCAAUGGCUGUAGCAAGCUUUUCUUCUCUGGUCCUAGUUCAAAAUUCUGGUCCAAUUAUAAAGCCUAGAAGCAAAACUAAGAUGCUUAAACUCACUCAAUUUCCACUAAAGAAAGCCCCUGCACUUCAAGUCAGAUCAUCUUUCAAAGACAAGGUCUUUGAGAAUCAAUCCGAGGGCAUAAUUUGUUACAGGGAUGAUAGUGGAGAGAUAAUCUGUGAAGGAUUGGAUGAAGGCCCUCGGUUCCAUCAACAGCUUCCAAGAACAGCAUACCAUUCAAGCCCGAAUUUGAUUGAAUUCAGGGAUACAGAGAUUAUCAAUCUGCUUCAACAAAGAUUGCUUCAAGUUGUUAGUGGUGGUGAGUUUAACAAGGUUGACAAUGGGGUUGCUGCUGUGCAAGAGGACUUCAAAAGGAAUGGCUUCAACAAAUUCUGCUGAUCAAUGAUUAACUAUUGUCAAUUUCAUCAAUGCAAUUCAAAAUGAUGUGCAUCAGUAUUAGGGAAAUAAAAAGUACUACAUUUCUUCUAAUCUCAGAAUGUAAAUACUAAGCAUGAAAGCACUUUAUCUGUCUUGAAUGGUAAAAAUUUCAGGUUUUUUUA